AUGAAUCAUCUACCAGCCUCAUCAGACCUGCAACCACCCCUACCAUCACCCCCAACCGAACCGACCAACCAAUCCAUCCCAUCCCAUCUAUACUCUCGUUUACCUUUUCAUCAUUUACUUCAAGAUGGAACACCUGAUUACCUAAAACUGAUCUUAAAUUCAAAAGUUUAUGAUCUUAUUCAAGAAACUCCCUUGACUCAUGCCAUUAAUUUGAGUGAUCGAUUAGGUGUUUGGGUUGGACUUAAACGUGAAGAUUUACAACCGGUUUUUAGUUUUAAAAUUCGUGGGGCUUAUAAUAUGAUGGCUCAUUUAUCAGCAGAAGAUAAGGCAAAAGGAGUCAUCGCUUGUAGUGCAGGAAACCAUGCUCAAGGAGUAGCCAUGUCAGCCAAAGCCUUAAACAUCAAAGCCACAAUAGUCAUGCCACUCGCAACUCCAUCGAUCAAAUACAAAAACGUCGGAAGAUUAGGAUCCUCAGUUUUAUUACAUGGAGAUGAUUUUGAUGAAGCUAAAAGAGAAUGUAGUCGACUUACUCACCAAAAAGGCUUGACAAAUGUUCCACCCUUUGAUGAUCCUUAUGUGAUCUCAGGUCAAGGUACGAUUGGACUUGAGAUUUUAAAACAAGUCGAAGACGGAUUAGAUGCGAUUUUCGUUUGUGUGGGUGGUGGAGGACUUUUGGCUGGGAUUGCAAGUUAUGUGAAACGGAUCGGUCAUCCGGGUUUGAAAGUCAUUGGUGUCGAAUGUGAAGAUCAGAAAGCCAUGACUGAUAGUUUGGAAUCAGGUCAAAGAGUCGUGUUGAAUGAAGUCGGGUUGUUUAGUGAUGGAACUGCAGUUAGAGUCGUUGGUGAAGAAACUUUUAGGAUUUGUAAGGAACACGUCGAUGAGAUGAUCACCGUCACUAAUGAUGAGCUGUGUGCAAGUAUCAAGGAUGUGUUUGAAGACACUAGGUCGGUACCUGAACCAGCUGGCUCGUUAGCAGUAGCUGGAAUGAAACGAUACAUUCACCAAAACAACCUGGUAGGAUCAGGUAAACGGUUUGUCGGCAUCGUCAGUGGUGCCAACAUGAACUUUGACCGUCUGAGGUUUGUUGCCGAGCGUGCCGACUUGGGAGAUGAUCGUGAAGCGCUCCUAAGUGUGACUGUACCAGAACAGCCUGGAAGCUUUGUCAAACUACAUUCGUAUAUUCAACCAAGACCAGUAACUGAGUUUUCAUAUCGAUACGCAUCCAAUUCGACCCAAGCUUCGAUUUUCAUUUCUUUUAGACUUUCAUCAUCAUCUAUUCGUCGUCAAGAAAGAACAGAAGUACCUAUGGAUUCUAAAACCAAAAGACAAAAAGAGUUAACAGAAGUGAUUGAAUCGAUUGGAAAAGAUCCCAUCGGAAUGAAAGCCCAAGAUAUUUCAGAUAAUGAGAUGGCCAAAAGUCAUGCACGGUAUUUAGUGGGCGGUCGUACACAAGUUAAAGAUGAGAGAUUGAUUUCGUUUGUGUUUCCUGAAAGACCUGGAGCAUUACAUAAGUUCUUGAUCGGACUCAGUAGUGGAUCUUCAUCCUCUAGUGAAGCCUUUAAUGUAACACUGUUUCAUUAUAGAAAUCAUGGAGCAGAUAUGUCAAGAGUCUUGGCAGGCAUUCAGGUUAGAAAAGAUGAGUUGGAUCGAUUUGAAAAGUUUUUGAUCGAAUUGGGUUACUCUUUUACAGAUGAAACUGAUAAUGAGGUUUAUCAACAAUUUUUAAUGGAGUGA
Molecule: messenger RNA, 1734 nt
Organism: Melampsora larici-populina 98AG31
Lineage: Eukaryota; Fungi; Basidiomycota; Pucciniomycetes; Pucciniales; Melampsoraceae
Exons: 8
Coding region: 1-1734 (577 amino acids)
Biological process (GO): L-threonine catabolic process
Molecular function (GO): pyridoxal phosphate binding; threonine deaminase activity
Source: RefSeq, a predicted model, not a curated record